This is a messenger RNA of Paramecium sonneborni, 1279 nucleotides long. NCBI's taxonomy places the organism in Eukaryota, Ciliophora, Oligohymenophorea, Peniculida, Parameciidae. The record is from the annotation of a GenBank genome assembly.
AUGAUAAUAUUAAUUAUAGCAAUAGUGUCUUGUUUGGAUGUCAAUUUGACAAAUCUUCAAUUAAAUUAUUAUAGUUUGCCUAUAUCAGCUAAUAAUAUAACAUAUAAUCUAUUAGUAGACACUGGUAAUGAAGAAAUGUGGAUAUUCGGAAAGAAUACAAAUAGAAAAGUAUAUUAUGAAUGUUAGAAUUGUACACCAAUAUAGAAUAAAUCAAUCGAUAAUAUGUAAGGUAAAAUAAAUGGAAUUUAAUAUUACCAAACAUUUGCUUUAAUGAAUCAAUCUUUGGUAUUACCAAUAAUUGAUGCCUAUAAUGUUGAAUAUUUUUAUUCGAUGAUUGCUGAUGGUGUUAUUGGAUUUAACAAAAAACAAUUAUAAAAAGAAGAUAAUUUAUUGAAGAAACUUUAUUUUUCAAAUGCAAUUGAUACAAUGUAAUUUGGACUUUUACUAAAUGAAUAAAAUUGUUAAUCAACAUCUAUUUUAAGUUUUGGAAAACCUAAAAAAAAUUACUAUAUCAAUGAAUUAUAAUAUGUAAAAGUUAUUGAAUCAGAAUCAUGGACUGUGAAAGGCUUAUCUGUAGAAAUUAUUGGGAAAAAUAAAAAAUAAGAAUUGGAAUCAUAAAACUAAAUGAUUGUAUUUGAUAGUGGGAUAUCCAAAUUCUUGAUUUAGAAGAAUAAAUUUAAUAAACUUAUUGACAUUUUCAAUGAAAAUUACAAUCUAAAUUGCUAAAAAGAAAUUUAGAAUUAAAUAAAUCAGAUUGUUUGUUCUUAUGAUGAUUAAUCAUUUCCUGAAAUAAAUAUUAAUAUUGAUACUAAUCUUAGUUUAACACUAUUACCUUAAGAUUAUAUUGAUUAUUGUAAUUACAAUUACUUUUUAUAGUAUAAGUGUUACUUAAAUUUCCAAUAGAUUGAUAAAACAGAUGUAUUAGUAUUGGGUACUGUAUUUUUCUAAAAAUAUUAUACUCAUUUUGAUGUUUCUACAUUCUAAAUUGGUAUUGCAAAAUCCAUUUAUUAUUGUAAGAUAUAAAAUAAUUUUAGAAAGGGAUAAGAAGAAUUUGAGUGAAAUUGGAAAUUCUUAUAAUAACAGCAUGUUAUACUUUUCAGUAAUUUUAGUAUUAAUUUUACUAAUAGCAAUUUAUAUACUACUUAAAAUGCUAUUAAAGUAAUCCAUUCCUUUAUAUCUAUCUGUCUUAGAAAAAUCCUCAUCAAGAUCAUAAGAAUAAGAAAUGGAAGCGAUAACAUUAAAAACUUAAUAAAAUAGUUAACCUCCUUUGACAACAUGA